AUGGUGAAGGGUCGUCAAGGCGAGCGUAUCAGACUCUACGUCAGGGGAACUAUUCUCGGUUACAAGAGGUCGAAGUCGAACCAGUAUCCAAACACCUCUUUGAUUCAGAUCGAAGGUGUUAACACAAAGGAGGAGGUAGCAUGGUACCAGGGAAAGCGUAUGGCGUACAUCUACAAGGCCAAGGUCAAGAAGGAUGGUUCACACUAUCGCUGCAUUUGGGGAAAGGUCAUUAGGCCUCAUGGUAACAGUGGUGUCGUGAGAGCUAAGUUCAAGUCCAAUCUGCCCCCCAAAUCCAUGGGAGCUAGGGUUAGGGUGUUCAUGUACCCAAGCAACAUCUGA
Messenger RNA from Ilex paraguariensis (yerba mate), 339 nucleotides. Lineage: Eukaryota; Viridiplantae; Streptophyta; Magnoliopsida; Aquifoliales; Aquifoliaceae. The record is from the annotation of a GenBank genome assembly.